Messenger RNA from Trametes versicolor FP-101664 SS1, 420 nucleotides. RefSeq lists its product as uncharacterized. NCBI's taxonomy places the organism in Eukaryota, Fungi, Basidiomycota, Agaricomycetes, Polyporales, Polyporaceae. The transcript has a single exon. The coding region runs from base 1 to 420 and encodes 139 amino acids. The record is from RefSeq and is a predicted model, not a curated record.
AUGCCGGUGUUUGGAAGCGGUCAACACCGGAUACUCUGUAUCGACCGUGCCGGGGUAUACGUAGUGUUCACCGCGUACAUCGACUGUGCCAAAGACGCGCACUAUUCCAUGGAGUUCCUGCACAUCUUCUCGCGUCUCUCCCCCGUGAACCGAGGAAUCGACACCACUGCAAAACGGAUUCCGCACAACUCCGCGCUAAGCAAGUUGAUGCGAAGACGAGCGGCGCUCGACAAGGACCCUGGUAACCUUGAAGACUACGCAUGGGCGUCGUUCGAGAAGUCGCUCAAGGAGGACUGGCCCUGGUUCAAGCUGCCGGUGGGCGAGGGACACUCAAGGCGGGAGUUCCUCGUCGGCGCCCCGCACUCUGACCAAAAAGGCACUGUCUUCGACGCGCCGGGUACUCGUGGACACUGGCACUAG